ACGUUGCCUCGAGUGGAACUUUCCGCGCGACUUCCCUCCAAGGAUCAACGGCCAGCCAGUUUGUUAACUAGUCCAGCAACCAACAGUUAGUUUUGUGUUUUUUGGGAUAUUCAGAAUCUGGGAAAGUUAAGGAUUAAAGGUUAAGCCUCAGCAGCGUCAGGUUUUGGAAGGCAUAGUGCAUUCUUGCUUGUCCUUUUCAUUGAAGGAGGUGUGUCACUGGCAGAAUAGUGAAUUUCCGGAAGUCGGAAAUAAAGUUCCUGGUACCUCCCCCCCUCGCCUCGUAUACGACAGACGGUCAUCUGGCGCGAUUAGCCAAAUCCCCAGAAGGGUGUCACCAAGUCAAGUGGAUAAUUGUUCUUCCGUCGGCGGAAAACUCUUUGAACUAAGUUGUGUGACAUGGUUGUCGUUUAGUUGUAUAGUUGUACGAAACAUGAAUUGUGCCGUCGGGUGAAUUGAAAUCACAGAAUCACCUUAAUUUUUCCCCUAAAAUCCGGAACCGUUUUUUGGACAAUGCUAUCGGAAACCUAGCCUGAAACAUAGAAAGUGGUAGGCGAGCUGGAAGCAGCAACAGGUGGUUCUGGCUGAUUCCGGAAGUUGUAAAACCAGUGUAGCCCCACCCGUAUAUUAGUUGUGAUUUUCCGCCGGAUCCGGAGGCACGGUCACCUGUGCCAAGUUCUAUGUUCGAGCUGGAUGAACAACGGGAAAAGCUGAGACUACUGGAGACUCCAGUCAAGCAGGUCGAAACUACAGGCAAAGGUGAAGCUGGCAAAUACCCGAAGGACCUAGCCGGGGCCGGACUGGACGGUUCGGCGGCACUCAACGGCAGUGAAAACGGCACCAACGAGAACGGCGGCAGCGGCGGGGGCGGAAGUGAAACAGUGGCCCUGGCGAUGACCACCCUCGGGCAAAUGAAGGCCGCCUCGGCACGGAAGGCUGCCCAUCUGAUGGACCGGGCUGAUUCCGAUCAGCGCGAAACCUGGUCCGGCAAGGUGGACUUCCUGCUAUCGGUGAUCGGUUUCGCGGUGGACCUGGCCAACGUGUGGCGCUUCCCGUAUCUCUGCUACAAAAAUGGUGGCGGUGCGUUCCUGGUACCGUACGGCGUCAUGUUGAUCGUUGGAGGUAUCCCUCUGUUUUAUAUGGAGCUGGCCUUAGGUCAGUUCAAUCGAAAGGGAGCCAUCACCUGUUGGGGCCGUCUAGUGCCACUCUUCAAAGGUAUCGGUUACGCAGUAGUACUUAUUGCCUUCUACGUCGACUUCUAUUACAACGUGAUCAUCGCCUGGUCGUUGAGAUUCUUCUUCGCUUCGUUCACCAGUCAGUUACCGUGGACGUUGUGCGACAACGAGUGGAAUACGCCGCUCUGUAAACCGUUCGAGUUCGGUGGAGCUAACCGGACGGCAGCAGCCGUUUCGAGCAUCAUAACGACCACCACGAUCAACGGCACGCUCACCAAUGUGACCACGGCUGUUGUGGGUAAUGAAACGAAGUUCACCUCGGCGGCUGCCGAGUACUUUAACCACUACAUUCUGGAGCUGAACAAAAGCGCCGGACUGCACGACCUUGGUGCCAUCAAGUGGGAUAUGGCCGUCUGCUUGUUGGUGGUUUAUCUGAUCUGUUACUUCUCGCUGUGGAAGGGUAUCAGUACGUCCGGAAAGGUCGUCUGGUUUACGGCCUUGUUCCCGUAUGCAGUGCUUAUGAUUUUAUUGGUUCGUGGAAUCACCCUUCCUGGAUCAGCCUCCGGCAUUCAGUACUAUCUGAGUCCGAACUUCGACGUGAUCUACAAACCUGAGGUAUGGGUCGAUGCUGCGACACAGGUGUUCUUCUCACUGGGUCCUGGCUUUGGAGUCCUACUGGCUUAUGCCUCGUACAACAAAUACCACAACAAUGUCUACAAGGACGCUCUGCUGACCAGUUGUAUCAAUUCGGCGACCAGCUUCGUGGCGGGUUUCGUGAUUUUUUCGGUACUCGGGUACAUGGCCCACGCUAGUGGACAAAACAUUGAGGACGUUGCCACCGAAGGACCGGGGUUGGUGUUUGUGGUUUAUCCAGCAGCCAUCGCGACCAUGCCCGGAAGUAUCUUUUGGGCGCUCAUAUUCUUCAUGAUGUUGCUCACCUUGGGAUUGGACAGUUCGUUCGGUGGAUCUGAAGCUAUCAUUACUGCGUUAAGUGAUGAAUUCCCGAAGAUCGGACGUAAUCGAGAGGUGUUUGUGGCCGGUCUGUUUACGCUGUAUUUCUUCGUUGGAUUGGCUAGCUGUACCCAGGGAGGUUUCUACUUCUUCCAGCUGUUGGAUCGUUAUGCUGCUGGCUACUCGAUACUGAUAGCUGUGCUGUUCGAGGCGAUUGCUGUUUCGUGGAUUUACGGAACCGAACGCUUCUGCGAAGACAUCCGGGACAUGAUCGGAUUCGCUCCAGGCAUCUACUGGCGAGUGUGCUGGAAAUUCGUCGCCCCUCUAUUCCUGCUCUUCAUCAUCAUCUAUGGCCUGAUCGGAUACGAACCCCUCAGCUACGAGGGCUACGUAUAUCCGCCGUGGGCCAACGUCCUCGGCUGGUGCAUUGCCGGCUCCUCGAUGAUCAUGAUCCCUCUGGUAGCUUUUUACAAGUUGAUCGUUACGCCUGGGUCGUUCAAGCAAAGAAUUAAAAUUCUAACGACUCCGUGGCGAGAUCAGCAGCUGGCGAUCAACGGCGUUACGACGGAACCGGCCCAAGUUCGGUUAACCAAUUCGGACGAAGGCGAAGAGGUUUGAGUGCAAUCCUUUUCGCUGAAGUUUGACAUCUAUUUCGUUUGAGUAAAUAGGAGGAAGAAGCAUGAUGAGAUUCGAUGCGGAAGUUCGACUACCGGUUCGGUUGUUUAGCGAAAUCCAUUUAGCUUGUAGUAAUGUUAGGAAUAAAAUUUUGAAAUCGAUAUAAUCAUACCAGAAGCAGCUGUGGUUUGUGUGGGCUACCGCUAUUUUAAUAGGCUUAUGAUAAAUGAAACUCCACAAAUAUUUCGAAAACAGUGUUGAACUGCUGUUGGAGAAGGUUGAAGCUCUCUAAGAGCUUCAACAAAACAUGGGAUUAGCGAAACGCUAGAUCUCAACCUGUAUAAGCUGAAGGUUGAACUCAAAUGCUGUAUAGAUAAUAUAGAUCGAACAGAUUUCACUACUGUAAGAAAGAGAGGUGUAACAAGCGAAUUGACUCAUAAUAAGGAAAUCGGAUAGCACGUGGCUACGGAAUUGUAAAUAUCGUGCGAUGUAGCCACUUUAGAUGACCAUUUCCGGUGUAACUCGAUGACUUAUCUAUAGAUAAACCAAACACAAUGUAUCUGUACACUCGUUACCAGUUUUCUAUGGCCGUUGAUGAUAGAGUAUUCUAUAAGGAUAGGCUUCGCAUAGCAGAAGAAAUGAGAAGACAGAGAGAGAGAGGAUAUCUUAUGAAAAUGUAAAGAAAAUCUCACUUGUUAGUCCAGUUGCAAGGUUUGUACCCCGACUAAAAUGCUUAGCUCCUCAAAACCCUAAACGUACAAUGCCUUGCCUCCACGCUUUAGGUACCAUUUUUUGUUUUAGACCACUUGACUUUUUUAGAACAAAAUGGAGCGCACGCGCCCGACAAAGCUUUGCAGCCAUAAAGCUUCGUUCGGGUGUUGAAUUUCAAGACGGGAAUUAGAAUGAUUCUUUUUUAUGCCCUUUUAUCUUUUUUGUUCUACUUGUUCUAUACAAAGAGCUAUUCUUGCAGUAAACAGUAAAAAGUUAACUAACUUCACUAGAAAAAAAAACAAAAGCUAUAUAUAAUAUAAUAUUCCGGAGAAAUUGCUAGCUUGAACCCAUGUCGUGACAAAUCAUGUUAAAGGCACGCGAACCGCUUCAUCAAAUUUUUGUAUAGUAAAGCUCUCUAAAGUGUGUGAAAAUGUGAAAUAUCGAAUUUAGGCGAGCUUUUUGGGCGGGCAACGAGCGAGAGUGCUCGAUUUUGUUGAGCACAGUUCGAAAGCUCUGAGCUAUGAGCAUUUGUUGAUCUAAUUGACAAACUUGUAUCGUUUUGAAGUGUACAACUGAAAAAAGUAAUUGUGAACAUCAAUCUUACCCAUAGACAAAACUGAAAAAAAAACAAAACGGAAUGAGGAAGUUGAUCCCUGCUUUUAAAGAUUUUCUGUUGCGAAUUGAAGGUUUUAAGUUGAAAAAAUCCUUUGAAUCCAAAGUUUUUCUGACAUUGAGAUUUUUCUAAAUAUUUUUUGCUUUGAACUGUUUUCAGGGGUUCUAAUCUAUUUUUCUAUUACAAAGGUAGGUUCUUCUUGUCUUGUCUCCCAAUCAAAGAUCGGAAAUAUAGAAUGAGCAUUACUGUGUAAUUUUUCUUGAACAGCCAUCAAGUGAUUUUACACCACCCAUAGAAAUCUUUCACAUGAGACUAAGAUAGUAGAAAUUGUCAAUAUUCAACAUUUUUUGAGGUAUCUACUAAAAAAAUAUUUGUUAAUUCAAAAAAAAAAAAUAUCUUCAAACAGCCAUUGAAGAUGUUUUUGGAAAUAUUAAAAAACAAUUGAAUUGAAAAAAAAAACUUUAAUUUCGUUAUUAAUAAAAAUAUUUUUUUUAAUUAGGUACAACUUAUUGUAAUGGAGAUAAACUUCCGAUUUCAAUAUUUCACCAACAACAAAAAAAAAACAUCUACUUCGCAGAAAACAAAAAAAAUACAAGUGUUCCCCUUUUGCGGCAAACGAAAUAAAUAAUUUGUCUAAAGAAAACUAACGUAUGACGACCACACAUCAACUUGGUGUUCCCCUUUUAGCAGAUACGAAUCGGAUAAGAAAUACUGUAACACUUAUAACUGUUGCUAGCCAAACAAAAAAUAAACCAAUCAAAAAUGCUUCAAAUUAAUAGGUACAAGUAAAAUUGAAAAACAUAAAACAAAAAUUUAGAACUCGAAGAGUUUCCAACAAUAUUUGUAAGCCCACACAUUUUUGAACAACAUAAAAAAAAAACAACAAAGCUGUUAUAACUUCAGUCGUUGAGAAAGACGAAAGUAAUUUUCCUUCUUGCAUAACUACGUAGCUAAAAACUUACUUAUCUAAUUGUUUUCGUAAAGUUUUUCGCGAGGUCAGGAUCAGUGGACAACGAAUGUUUGUUUAGAAGCGUUUUAAUGAUGUUAUGAUAUGAUAACACAUUUACGAUAUGAUUACGAAUGUGUAAACCCCCCCCGGUUCCUUGUUGCUCCUUUGCACCAGAUAAUAUUAUUGUCUACCAAUUGUUUUACAGAGUGAUUAUUUUACAUAAUAAAUAUUGAUUUUUUAAA
Uranotaenia lowii is the source of this 5253-nucleotide messenger RNA. It is a transcript of the gene DAT, whose product is annotated as sodium-dependent dopamine transporter. The record is from RefSeq and is a predicted model, not a curated record. Gene Ontology annotation, molecular function: dopamine:sodium symporter activity. Gene Ontology annotation, biological process: sodium ion transmembrane transport; dopamine uptake involved in synaptic transmission. Gene Ontology annotation, cellular component: presynaptic membrane; neuronal cell body membrane; neuron projection. NCBI's taxonomy places the organism in Eukaryota, Metazoa, Arthropoda, Insecta, Diptera, Culicidae. The coding region runs from base 678 to 2741 and encodes 687 amino acids. The transcript has 9 exons.